UCCCACUCGUCGCGUCAUUCCGCUUCCGACGUCUUGCGCAGUUCCGCCAUGGCCUCCAAAGAAGCCCGGCGUACCCCUCCGAAGUCUCGGCGGCGGCCUGAGGGGCGCGACCCGCGACAGGACAAGUACUCGGUACUAUUGCCCACCUACAACGAGCGCGAGAACCUGCCGCUCAUCGUAUGGCUGCUGGUGAAAAGCUUCACGGAGAGUGAAAUCAACUAUGAAAUUAUCAUCAUAGACGACGGAAGCCCAGAUGGAACAAGGGACGUUGCCGAGCAGUUGGAGAAGAUCUAUGGUUCAGACAAAAUUCUUCUGAGGCCCCGGGAGAAAAAGUUGGGACUAGGAACUGCAUAUAUUCAUGGAAUGAAGCAUGCCACAGGAAAUUACAUAAUUAUUAUGGAUGCUGAUCUCUCACACCACCCAAAAUUUAUUCCUGAAUUCAUUAGGAAGCAAAAGGAAGGUAAUUUUGACAUUGUCUCUGGAACUCGCUACAAGGGAAAUGGCGGUGUUUAUGGCUGGGAUUUGAAAAGAAAAUUAAUCAGCCGUGGGGCCAAUUUUAUAACUCAGAUUUUGCUGAGACCCGGAGCAUCUGAUUUAACAGGAAGUUUCAGGUUAUACCGAAAAGAAGUUCUACAGAAAUUAAUAGAAAAAUGUGUUUCUAAAGGCUAUGUCUUCCAGAUGGAAAUGAUUGUUCGGGCAAGACAGCUGAAUUAUUCUGUUGGCGAGGUUCCAAUAUCAUUUGUGGAUCGUGUUUACGGCGAAUCCAAGUUGGGAGGAAAUGAAAUAGUCUCUUUCUUGAAAGGAUUAUUGACUCUUUUUGCUACUACGUAAAAGAAAGUUAUUCAUUUCUAUUUAUCAUGUUCAUUUCAAGUUGAACGUAAAGGAAGCCUGGUUGCUGAUUUUUAUGCAAUGUACUCUUAGAACAUAAAUCAUAGGUAAGGUGAAUUUCAUGCAAAUCUCUUUUUCUGAAGAAAUUCCAUUUUGUAUGUCAAAUUCAAUUAGAGAAAUGAGCAGUGUUCUCAAUUCUCUGUACCACUCUGCUGUAUGAAGUAAGACCUAUAAAUAAACACA
Molecule: messenger RNA, 1071 nt
Organism: Artibeus jamaicensis (Jamaican fruit-eating bat)
Lineage: Eukaryota; Metazoa; Chordata; Mammalia; Chiroptera; Phyllostomidae
Gene: DPM1
Product: dolichyl-phosphate mannosyltransferase subunit 1, catalytic
Exons: 9
Coding region: 49-831 (260 amino acids)
Biological process (GO): protein O-linked glycosylation via mannose; GPI anchor biosynthetic process
Cellular component (GO): endoplasmic reticulum membrane
Molecular function (GO): dolichyl-phosphate beta-D-mannosyltransferase activity
Source: RefSeq, a predicted model, not a curated record